GGGGAAAGGAACCUGGUGUAUUUCCUCGCGACCUACGGUAGGUUUCUAUCUAAAGGGAAUAAAUGACUGCUAUUGCUCACCCACACACAUUCCUCCGUACCCUAACAACCAUGGGGAUAACCCCAGUGCCACAUACCAACAUUUCCCAGGUCUCAAGAAGCGCAGGGGUGAAAAAAUAAACAUGCACAAUAAUAUACACCAGGAGGAUUCACCUUUGACCCCCUCGCAAAACCCUGCUUCUCCUAAGGAACUCAAGGGGAGAGAAUCCAUUCCACAACUUGGAUAACUGACAGCAAGAGAUGAUAUAGCUGAACGCCGAGGAACUCCAGUGUGCCCCGCCCCGCGGGGUUUCUAUGCCUCUUCAGUACCCCCUCCCCCUCUGGACAAUGUUAAACAUACUUUCACCAGUACUCAACCUGCCAAGGCUCGCCUCAAGAAGAUCCACGACCCUCCUGGCAUAACCCCUACCAGUACUACCUAUAUGUGGGGUGAUGACCACAUUCCUCAUAUCCCAAAGCUCACUGUCCGCGGGUAAAGGCUCGGGUUCUGUAACAUCUAGUGAAGCCCCGGCCAACAAGCCCACUUUCAACGCCUUCGUUAGUGCAUCAUGAUCGAUAAUCCCCGCGGGACACAUUGACGACGUAGGCAUUUCUCUUCCCGAGUAUUUCGAAUUCGGCAGCGGAUAGCAUGUGUCUUGUUGAAUCGGUAAGUAGCAGUGAGGAGACGAGCACAUCUACGCCUGAUAAGAAGGUGUGCAAGCUAGACUUAUCUAUACCCGAGAACCAAGCGUCUGGUAAUUUGCCGUUCUGAUCGCCAGUCCCCGGGAGAAUAUACCCUCGAUCGACCUUAGAUGCGGGCGUUGGUCGAGGAGACGCAGUGUAUGCAUGGAUCUUCAUUCCUAGCCCGUUCGCGACUCGUGCAACUUGUCUACCGAUUGACCCAUAUCCGAGGAUCCCGAGCGUGGUACCUAAAAGGUCUUUCGGAUGGGGGUAGGCGAGGUCGUCCCAGAUGCGGGAGUGCUGCUGAGAGAGCAAUUGAUCGAAGGAAUUACGGAUUGAGAGGAGGGACAGGAAGACGUGCUCGGCGAUUUUGGUACCAGUUCAGUUAGACAGAGGGGUAUAGACGAGGAGCUGCAGGCAAGGUACCUGAAUAUGCCAUUACCCGUACAAAAGGUGAUCUUCGUAUCGGUAUACAAAGGCUGCUUUACUACACGAUCAAAGCCAGCACAGGACAACUGAACAAUCUUCAAAUUCGGUACUUGCUCGAUAUUCGGAAGUGUCCAAUCCACAAGCAAUACCGCUGCGUGUCUUAGCAACUCUUUCAGUAGUAUCAGCGUCCUGUGUAUAGAAAUCUUGACGAAGUCGAGCUCCUACCGUUAAGUCGGGGGCUAUCGUCGGGCAUACCAAAGUACCAUAACCCAUCCCACUCCUUCAAAGCGUAGAAGUUGAACGUAUAAUUGGGAAACCUCUUUACGAGCCGGUUAUAACCCUCCGGGGGCUCUCUCUGCGGGAGAGUGAUGAGAAUAUUCUCCGCAAAACCGGCGUUUGCGCCACCGGUAGACGAUUGCAGAAUUUCCCUCAUGGCCUAAAGGAAGUGGUGCUGUGGAGGGUUAACUGAGGGAGUAGAGAGAACGAUAGGAAUGCCCUGGAGAUCUAGCCUCGGGGCUUAUAAGACAGGUCUGUACAUAAUCCGGGUAUGGUGUGAGAGCGUAUCUAGAAAAGUGUCACCUUUACCCUUAUUAAAGUUUCGUCCAUAUUGGCAGUGCCGAUAGAGAGUAUAGUCGGUGUGUGAUUAUCGCGCAAUAUGAGAGCAAAGGCCCUAGUUCGGCCCGACGUCCCCACUUUCAGGAUGAGCAGUAUCCCACCGACAACUCGGUCUUAUUUCUCCACUAUUCCGUCGAACGGCGCAACUCCAAUACGACUGUCGGUAUGUCACGUGCUCAUCCAAGUUAACUUUCACUUCGGAGGAGAGCUGAGCACACCGAAACUGCUGACCCUUCAAGAAUGAUAACAGUUUGUAUGCACCGUGCUACCGUAGCUUAAGAAUGAGUC
Molecule: messenger RNA, 2051 nt
Organism: Tuber aestivum (summer truffle)
Lineage: Eukaryota; Fungi; Ascomycota; Pezizomycetes; Pezizales; Tuberaceae
Source: the annotation of a GenBank genome assembly